UCGUGAGCCUUCGUCGCUGCUUGCCUUUUCCCAAACCAAGGUGACGGGGCUUCAUCGCCCUAUUGAACUAAAAGCAAUAAUGGCUGAAGAAGAUGGCGGCAAGAAGCCUAUUCCAACGAAACAUAAAAUCGACGCAUAUGGAAGCUUUAUUCUCUUGAUCCAUAUCUACGUCCUUGUACUGGUGUUGGCAACAUUGUCGACGUUUCAACUUCAAGUUGUAGUUCCUCACGAAAUGUUACUCCAGGGACCUAUCACCCUGGAUAUCUCCGAUCCGGAUCGAAUAGAGAAACCAUUGAUAUGCAACCCUCACUACCCCUUGUUUCGAGAAAGCUAUAUUACAGACGAAAUGAAGAGCUUCGAGUCGGUAAAAUCUGGUGAGUUCAUCGAUCGCACUGAUAUCCAGGAGUUAUUGAAGGCUACAGAUGAAGCGACCAAUUCUGCAGUGUCCUUCUUUGGAAUUAAGAAUACCGAAAUUUGUGAAAUUAUUCGUCCAGCAAACAGAACUGGUAAUUGCAUGUCAUUUGCAAAGAUCGAGAAGGAAUGUUUGGAAGGAGACUGCGGGGAGGAUCCCAAUGUAUGCUUCUGGAGCUCGACUAAAACCAUGCAAUUGAUGGCCACGCUCCACCUCAUAACGUUCAUACCUGCAGUGUUAAUGACAAUGGGAAUGAUGUAUGAUCCUCCUCCAGCUGGAUGCAGAUUAAUUUUGAAACCCAUCAUCGCAGCUGUGCUGUAUUGCCUGACAGGCGUCUUUGCAGUACUCGGAUUUCUCAUGUCCAUGGUUGGAAAAUCAAAAUACGCUCCAGCUAUAAUGAGCGAAACUUACCCCGGUUUCGAAGUACAAACCGGUCCCGGAUACAAGGCCUUCCAAAUAAAUGGAAUAGUCAACCUGGUGUACGCCGGAAUAUUCCUGUACCUGGCAAUUUUUGCCCCGACUUACCCUAGGCACAAGAAUAGAUGGGAUGAGCGACGUCAGAAUUUAGAGAGGGGAUUAGAAGAGAUCAAGGUUGCGAAAGCUACAGAGUGAUACCAAACUGAUUUCAAAUAUUUACAAUAUAUUCUGUGUAUAUGUUAAAUUGUUAAAUUUCAAGAAAAUAAAAGAUCUGGAUAGA
Molecule: messenger RNA, 1109 nt
Organism: Styela clava
Lineage: Eukaryota; Metazoa; Chordata; Ascidiacea; Stolidobranchia; Styelidae
Source: RefSeq, a predicted model, not a curated record